Molecule: messenger RNA, 6268 nt
Organism: Rhopilema esculentum
Lineage: Eukaryota; Metazoa; Cnidaria; Scyphozoa; Rhizostomeae; Rhizostomatidae
Source: RefSeq, a predicted model, not a curated record
GUUUCAGCAUUUUCUGGGACGUUAUCUUUUAUGUGCUAAAGAAUUUAAGAAACCCUGAUGUUGUGUUAGCAAACUUUUUUGGCUAUUUUGAUAUUUCAAGUCAUAUAUAACUGCUGUUCCUUGUAAUUUUUCUUUAUAGUUAAGCCUUGUUCUUUCUAAAGGUUUUUUGGUUAUCCAAGAAAUCUUGUCACAUUUUAUUUAUUUAGUUACUUUCUGUCUUUCUUUCCUCAAAAACAUUAUUUUACAUCAGUAUAUGGAACUGUCAAGAUUUGUAGAUGCAAAGCUAAUUAAAAUAUUAUAAAAAUAAUGUGACGCAGAAGCUUAAUAGCUUGUGAACUGAAAUGAAAGAGAAUUAAUAAAAUGAGAAGUUGUACAUAAUAUUUUUCAACUUAAACAAAGUAUGUGUAUAUAUUUGAUGUGUAUUCUUCUUUUUGCAGGCAGUGCUUCGGCUUCGAAGAUCAGAAAAAUUAGUUGGAAAUUUGUUUUUAAAGCAGCACUGUUGAUGUCUUAACAAUGGUUUGUUCACUUUCUCAAUAAUUUUAUACCUACAUAUGAACUAUUUCCAACAACACAUAAGCAAAAAAGGUGAACCAUUCUAUAGAACGUCAAUUAAUAGUAUUUGCCUCACACUUAGAAAAAUCCCAUCUUUGGCCGUUCUUUGUUAUCUAUGCUUACUGAAAGUGGGUGUCUCUCUGUAGCAGCAAGAUGUCCUUCUAUCCACUGGUUUAGGUAACAAAUUGUGAUUGUGAUAAAGCUACAAAGUUACCAGAUGUCAAGCUCUACUGUCAUUGGGUAAGGCAAAACCACUCAUGGCCUAAAGGGCAAUGUGUCGGUAAACAGGGUUUCAGGAGCCCUAUGUGUAACAAAAGUUGGAAUUUUUGGGGCAUGUUAUGAGGAAAGAAAGUUUGGAGAUAUUAACCCUCACAGGAAGAAUUGAAGGGAAGAAAAGCAGAGACCUUGGAAAGUGAUUUAUAGAGCCCUUCAAAACGUAAAAACAAUAUUACCACGAAGCAAAAUAAACUUUUGACAUUUGUUGAAUUAACUUGAUCAAGCAUAAACAAUCUUCCCAACAGACCGCAAUAACAUGAUUUGCAUAAGAUAACCCCUUGAGAAAAAAUUCAUCAAAUUCAACGUUGUAUUUUUUAUACCAUUUUUAAUCCAAUAGCCCUCUAAUAACCACCAAGGACACAGGCCAUCGAGUGCAUUCUCCCGCAGAUUUAUUUGAUUUUCGCAAGCAUUAAUAUUCUAUUGAAGUGUAAUUUCCUGUUUUUUCUUAAUAAUUUAAAAUCACCUGUGCAAAUCAGCAAUCACAUUUCUGUCCAAAUUAUCACAUUAAUUUUCAGUUUUCAUUUCUGUUGAGAGUAGUGGAUGUUCUAGGGUGUCUUAUAAAAUGGAUAGCAUUAAAGGAAAUAAAGUUAAAUGUCCAACUUAAACCCAUGCGUUUUGAUGAAGCAAUAUUUGAAUCUGAACAUAACAGUAGUGAUACUGGCAGUGAUAAAAUCUCAUCAAGCGAUGGCAACUUACAUAUCUAGAAAAAUCUGAACAAUUUAGAGGUGCAAAAUAAAGCGCCUAGAGUUUCUAAGGGGCUCUUUUUAUGGAGCACCUUCAUUCUGCUUAGAGCAUUUUGCUAAUCAUUGUUUUCAGUCUUGUUCUGAACAAAACUACCCACAUGAGUACAUCUCGUGUUUAUCUUCCCUAUAUUUUACCUUAAUAUGCAUGUAUUCACCAUCUGCCUAUGAAUUUUCAUGCACCUUUUUGUGAAGCUGCAGCUCUAUCAUAGUGCCUAAAGUAUUUGUCCAAUAGGAAAAACAGUCAUUUUAAUAUACCUCAUGGUUUAUCUUUGGAGUUCUUGUGUUUAUCAUAAGGUCUUCAUUGAUUGACAAUAAGGUAUAUAAUGGACUUUCAGAUUUGACAGCUUAGAAAAGACCAAUCAAAGACAAAACUUAUCUAACUUGCAGAGGUCUAUUUAUCUAUGUCUGCAUUUGGAAGACCUAUCUUUAACAAUUUUAUUUAUUUUCUUCUUUAUAGUGGAAGACUCAGAGCAAUGGUGUUCACAGUUUUGAGAUUUGAAACACAUUCUGCUUUGUAACUAGGAAGUGGCCUGGAUAUGUUAAGGAUAUCUUAAGUACAGAAGGUCUUUUUUGCUUAAUGGGAACAAUGACUUACAAGAAAAUAUAUAAAAACUUUUGUCUGAUUUUAAAUUGACAGUAAUGGUUAUUUGUGCAAAAUAUAAAUAUGAAAGCAAAAAAUUAAUUUCCAUCUUGAUUCGGAUUAUGUCAAGCAUUUUUGUUAGGCCUCUCUUAUUUUCUUCCAUGAACGUCCUUUGAUAACUGAAUUGGUAUUCUCAAAGGAAAAAUUAGUAUGUGUAAAACCUCAUAGCAAGGAAUUUGGUGUUGUCGGUGUAGAUAGGAAGGGCUUUAUCUGCUUCUCUUGCAUCUCUGGCUGCCACUCAUGUUCCCAUGUUGAAGCCAUCAACUCCCUAAUUGAUAACCAGUCUGAGGAAACCCCAGACUUCAAAUGGUGCAAAGGCAUGAUGUUCUCAAGAAAACCUACCCGAAAACGUACACCAGGUGUUCUCUCUCGACAAGACGGAUUUCGUAUGGCCCUAUGGCCUCACAAGCCAGCAUAUUCAAUGGCAGAUUUAUUGUUGAUACAUUGACAUUGCAGGAAGACGAUAAGUUGUGCCCUGAUUUUGCGUAUAGUGUAUGCCCAUCCUGUGAUUAUGAUAUUAACGAGGCAACGAUUGAUUGGAGUGGAUCAUCUCACAGGCUUUUUACCACAAAAAUGAUACUGGCUGUGCAAGUGCCGUACAGAAGAUGCCAGAAUGCGCAGUGUGGUUUGAUUCAACCAUAUGAUGGUUGCGCAAAAGGAAUUUUGAACAUGGGCGAGUUUCUUGUUGGGCACGAUGUGCUGAGAGACUAUAUGCUUCAUUUUCUUCAUGGCCACAGCCAAAGCCUUGUCAGCUACCUGAAGAUAUGGAAACUCAACCUACGUGCCUCAAGAUUUGAUGUGUCACACUGUUUGACGUAUGACCAAUGGCGAAUGGCCUGGUACUCAUUUAUUCGGCUACUAGACGUUGAUUUCAUUUCCAGGUUUUCUUGUUCUAAGUGUGGACAAUAUCCUCCAAUAAUCUUAUGCGAUGCAACAUCACUUGGCUAUCGGAGGAAAUAUUCUCGAGGCCUUCAAGAGCUACCAAACGAGGCCAACCCUGUAAUGCUGAAUGGAAGAUAAGUGAUAGAUAUCUUUUUUGUGCUUAAAGAUAAAUUUUUCGUACAUUAUAGUAUUGCUACCGUGAUGGGCUACUUCAGUUCCACAUCAAGAAUUUUUUCUUCUGAAAGUUAUUACGUAGACUAUUGUAGUCAAUAUAUGAGCAAUUCUUUAUGAAAACUUCUGAUCUUUAUGAAAACGCGGGCCAGUUCUAUGCUUUACUCUGUCAGAUUCUGAAGCUUUCUCAUUUUAGUUAAUUCUAUUUGCUGGCGAUAAUAAGAAGAGUGCAAAAUUUAUUCUUUCACUUCUAAUUCAAGAUUUCUUUCUUUGGUUUGGUAUCAUUACUAGCUUCAGCCAACGAGUUUGUAUCAAGAAGAGGAAAACCAGGAUGUUACUAAGAAAACUUGUUUCAUCGAAAUAUUUGGAAUGCGUAGAAAGAGCAUCACUAAAUACACUUCUAAGCCACGAACAUCCAAACAUUUUGCACGUGCUUGAAGCUUGUGAAGAGCUCUUUCAAGGCUGUGAGCAAUUUCCAAGGAGCUAUGUACCUUCUUCAGGUGCAUUUCAUCAAAUUCGCCGGUUUGUUCUUAUAUACCACCGACAGCUUCCUUCAAUCAUUUGGCAGCACGUUUAUCCUCUUGGCUGAUAAUAAGGAAAGACCCAGAAGCUCUAUCCGAGCUUCAGAUUUGUGCCCCCAUUGUUUAUGGAGUUAUAAAAUGUCUUCCUGCUGCUUCUUUGCCACAGCCGUGAAUCACGUUGCUUGAAGAGCUAAUUGUGAAGUCAAGGUAUGUCACAGAUUUCCAGCCUCAUGACACCUCAACAUUGAACAGUUUCUUGUCCAAAAGUUUGAGCUUCUUUCCUUCGUGGCCACAGCUAUCCGACCGUGGCUCCUACACAAUGGAUAAAAUGAAGAGCGACACCAGGGAGGAAUGUGCUAAAACAUAUCGAGGUCAUCCAAAUUUGUUGCCUGGUAUAUUCACAGUUUACUGUCAACACGAAAUCUGCUACGGUUUUGAAAUGAUGCAAUGCCAAGAGUCUACUAAUGUCCCAUUCACAAUUAUGCGAACUUAAUUGCCAGAAGGUAUUUAUACAGGAUUUAUCACAUCAAGCUAUUGUCAUAAUAAGCGAUUUGAUCUUGUCUUAUUAAUACGUGCUGUUAUCUUCAAGAGGUACAGAGAUAAAGUUUCAUAAAGUUUUCAGGUCAUUCCGUUUUCGUAGUCAAAACGAGAUGUGUUUCCAGAUUGGUUCAGAUUGAAGGAUUGUUUUCAAAUGACUCCACUUUUUGAAUGCCUCCACAUUUUCAGCAUCGUUUCGGAGUUUGGUAUCGAAUGACAAUGUUUUCGAAACUAGCAAUGGAAACGCAAAAUCCAUCUUGGGAAAACAUCUGGUAACAAUGUGAAGCCAAUUAUGUCCAAAUAUGUAAAUGCAGCAAAUAACAGGAUCUUUUCCAAACUGAAUUAUUUUGGUUUGGAAUCAACGAAGAUUUUCUCCUGUAAUCAGGCUCAUCGUUUCUUCUCGAUUGUGUCGAUUUAUUUUUCUAUCUUUAUUUUAAUUUUGUUUUAAAUUUUAAUACCGAAAGCAGUGUAAAAAUUGAUAUGUUUAAAAGCGUUUUUCAUCAUGUCUUUCAUCGCUUAUUGUUUCCUCUUACAAGUAAUUUGUUGGCCUUCUCGUUGGCCUUUUUAUUUCUUUUACAGCCCCUGAAGCAAUAAUAUAUGAUAACUGUUGCCAUCUGCAUCAUUACUGCUUAAACAGAGACCCUGGCUUCUUUAAACAAUGCAACUUUUUAGUAGACAGAUUCCGCUGGAAGAAUCAUAAAGCUUGUGCUGAAAGCUACAAUGCUUCUACUCAACCAGCAUAUGACCGAAUCAACACCCAAAUCAACGAGCAGAGAAAUGCACUGAAGACGCUCAAGAGUCAAGUGUCGUACAUGAAUGAAGAGAAUUUUCUCAGCCACAUCAAGCUGCUUCUUUUUCACUGCAAUUACACACUUAAACAAGAAAAAGGAUUCUAGAGCUUCAAACAUUCACCCUUUUCUUACUUAAACGCUUAACUUAUUUGACUCCCUAUUCAUUUGCCAUGAAUAAUUCAUUUGAUCUUAUUUUAUCAUCAUAAAUAAAAAUUGCAAACUUUUCUGGUUUUUUCAAGGGUGUGAGCCCUUACAUGAGAAACUUUUCUUAUAAAAAGCAGCAUAAGAUAAAUUAUUCUACAAAUAAAUAAGACGAUAUUAAGAAAAAAGUUAAUCUUUGUCUAUUUUGAGAGAGAAAUUAACCAACCUUUUUGUUAAAAGUAUCAAUGUUUUUUGAAAAAAUAGGACUUAGCAAAAAAGACGGUGGUUAUGUAUGUGCCAUAUUACAGUUUAUCGCUUCAAAAACGCCUUUAAUUGGAAUAUGUUGAAUUUACGAUGUUCAUGGAAUUAUUUCAAUGAUCAGUGACGAUAAAAGAACUUUUUGCGUAUUUUUCCUAUCAAAGUGUCGUAACAUUGGCCCUUAGCAUGACAUAAUUUGGUCAGCUAUGCGCCAUUCCAAUUAUUAUUGGUACAAGAAACAAUUUGUAAACAAAAUUUUUAUCUCAAGACACAAAGAGAUGAUUGCAAUUAUGAAUAACGACAAGCGAACAAUUUUGUUAUUUUUUCAAUCAAAGUGUCGUAACAUUGGCGCUUAGCAUGACAAAGUUUAGUCAGCUAUGCGCCAUUCCGAUCAUUAUUGGUACAAGAAACAAUUUGUAGACAAAAUUUUGAUCUCAAGACACAAAGAAAUGAUUGCAAUUAUGAAUAACGACAAGGGAACAAUUUUGUUAUUUUUUCUAUCAAAGUGUCGUAACAUUGGCGCUUAGCAUGACAUAAUUUGGUCAGCUAUAACGUUCGGCUUAUCGAUAAAUUAGAAACACUGGGCUUCUUUUCCGUUUAUUUUGCCUACAAAUCUUAUUUUCUUGAUUAAUUACAUACUUCUCCACGGGUACUAUCUAAAGCUGAUACUAGAUAUUCUCGGUGAAGGUUAUAGGCAGGUUUUGAGAUUUACAUUAAAAAUUGACGCAUGACAAUUUUGAUAAUGCAAAAAAGUAC